GCGGCCCCGGCCCGGAGCUGGGUGGCCGCGCCCGCCGCACAAAGCCGUAGCUCGGUUCCGCCCGUCCCCCCCCCCUCCUCAUCCUCAUCCUCGGGGGGGGCUCUUUGUGGCGGCGGGGCCCGGCGGAACCAUGCCCAGGUCGUUCCUGGUGAAGAAGGUGAAGCUCGAUGACUUCCCCGCCGGGCUGGACGCCCCGUACGGCCGCGCCCGCGCCGAUUUCGGCUCCCGGUUGCACGAGAAGGGGUACCUCACCGACUACAUGGCUCCGUCCGCCUUCGAGGGCGACACCGAGGCUGCUCUCAAGGUGCCAUCCCCGGGCUCGCUGUACCCCGGCGCGGCCGAUUCGGAGCCCCCCGACAGCCCCCACUCGGGCAUGGCCGGGGGUUACAUCAACGGCGACGCCGCCGUCAGCGAGGGUUACUCGGUGGACGCUUUCUUCAUCACGGACGGCCGGUCGCGACGCAAGGUGAGCUCGGCGACAUCCCGGAACCUGCCCCGCCACACCUGCGGGGAGUGCGGCAAGAGCUACGCCACCUCGUCCAACCUGAGCCGCCACAAACAGACCCACCGCAGCCUGGACAGCAAGAUGGCCAAGAAAUGCCCCACGUGCGGCAAGGUGUACGUCUCCAUGCCGGCCAUGGCCAUGCACCUGCUGACGCACGACCUGAAGCACAAGUGCCAGGUGUGCGGCAAGGCCUUCAGCAGGCCCUGGCUGCUGCAGGGCCACAUGAGGUCCCACACCGGGGAGAAGCCGUUCGGCUGCGCGCACUGCGGCAAGGCCUUCGCCGACCGCUCCAACCUGCGCGCCCACAUGCAGACGCACUCGGCCUUCAAGCAUUUCAAGUGCAAGCGGUGCAGCAAAACGUUCGCGCUCAAGUCGUAUCUCAACAAGCACUACGAGUCGGCCUGUUUCAAAGGGGGGGCGGCGCCGCUCAGCCCGUUGAGACCCUGAGGGACCCCUCCUCAUCGUCUUCCUCUUCUCCUCAUCGCCCUUCUCUUCCUCGUCUUCUUCCUCCUCCUCAUCAUCAUCGCGUCACGGCCCGGGGAAUUCGGGGAUCCGAAGGGAGAGGUUGUUCCCCCCCUCAAUCAAGAAUUCGGGAUGGGUGAGGUCGGCGGUGAAGCGGAAGGGUUUAAAAAUUAAAAAUUGUUCUGUCGGGAUUCAUCGAGAAAAGUUUACCUGUCGGGAUUGACCUCCAAAAUUCACCUGUCAGGACUGACACUUCAAAUUUCACCUGUCGGGAUUGACCUGUCGGGAUUCACCUCUCAAAAUUCACCUGUUGGGAUUCAUUCUGAAAAUUUCACCUGUGGGGAUUCAUCCUGAAAAAUUUCACCUGCCAGAAUCGACCUGUCGGGAUUCAUCUUUCAAAAUUCACCUGUCGGGAUUCAUCCUGAAAAAUUUACCCAUCAGGACUGACCCGUCAAAUUUCACCUGUCAGGAUUCAUCCUGAAAAUUUUACCUGUCGGG
Catharus ustulatus (Swainson's thrush) is the source of this 1465-nucleotide messenger RNA. It is a transcript of the gene SCRT1, whose product is annotated as scratch family transcriptional repressor 1. Gene Ontology annotation, molecular function: DNA-binding transcription factor activity, RNA polymerase II-specific; RNA polymerase II cis-regulatory region sequence-specific DNA binding. The coding region runs from base 131 to 952 and encodes 273 amino acids. The record is from RefSeq and is a predicted model, not a curated record. Gene Ontology annotation, biological process: regulation of DNA-templated transcription. The transcript is spliced from 2 exons. Lineage: Eukaryota; Metazoa; Chordata; Aves; Passeriformes; Turdidae.